Pistacia vera is the source of this 3488-nucleotide messenger RNA. Its product is annotated as retinoblastoma-related protein. Gene Ontology annotation, biological process: cell differentiation; regulation of transcription by RNA polymerase II; negative regulation of G1/S transition of mitotic cell cycle. The record is from RefSeq and is a predicted model, not a curated record. Gene Ontology annotation, molecular function: RNA polymerase II transcription regulatory region sequence-specific DNA binding. Gene Ontology annotation, cellular component: chromatin; transcription regulator complex; nucleus. The transcript is spliced from 19 exons. Bases 189 to 3272 code for a protein of 1027 amino acids. Lineage: Eukaryota; Viridiplantae; Streptophyta; Magnoliopsida; Sapindales; Anacardiaceae.
GAGAGAAAAACAAAAGAGAGGGAAAAUAAAAUUUCUAGGGCUUGUUUACAAAAACCCCAAACGGAUCCGACGAAACGCCGCCGUGUUCGCUUAAUUGUAGUCAGGGUUUUCAUUUGUUCAUCUCCGGAUCGAAGGAAUUUCAAAGAUCUGUAAUUUGAGGGUUGAGCUCAGAUCAGUUAGGGUUUUAGAUGAGUCAAGGUUCUCCGAAGAAUAUGGAAGAGGAAAAGCCCUCAGCUCCGGCAUUAAGCAAUUCUGAAACUAUCACAGGGGAUUAUGAUGCUACAGAAGCUCGAUUAACCGAUCUCUGCAAGAAUGGACUAUUGUUGGACGAGAUCACUUAUAUGCAAACUUUGAAGCUAUUCAAAGACACAAAACACCUUUUGUCAGCAAACAUAUCUGGCAUUGGAAGUGGAAUGCCGGAAGAAGCGGAGCGGUUUUGGUUUGCAUUUGUGUUAUAUUCAGUUAAAAGGUUAAGUGAGAAGAAUGGAGACAGUCCACCACAGGGAUUCAGUGAUAAUGAGUUUAAUUUAUGCCAGAUAUUGAGAGUUGCAAAGUUGAACAUUGUGGAUUUUUUUAAAGAGUUGCCUCAGUUUGUUGUCAAGGCUGGUCCAAUAUUAAGUAAUAUGUAUGGGGCGGAUUGGGAGAAUAGACUUGAGGCAAAAGAGUUGCAAGCCAAUUUUGUGCACCUCAGUCUUUUAAGCAAGUACUACAAACGUACGUACCGGGAAUUUUUCUUGCCAAGUGACGCCAACAGUGAUAAGCUUUCAGCUGUUGCCAGUGCCAGUGGCUAUGUUUCAGACUACCACUGUUUCGGAUGGUUACUGUUUCUGGCACUCCGUGUACAUGCAUUCAGCCGGUUCAAAGAUCUAGUGACCUGCACAAAUGGAUUGGUUUCCAUACUGGCUGUUUUGAUCCUACAUGUUCCUGUUCGCUUCCGAAAUUUUGAUGUCCAUGACUCCUCGCGGUUUGUUAAGAAAGGUGACAAAGGCGUUGACUUGGUUGCAUCACUUUGCAACAUCUAUGACACCUCAGAAGAUGAUCUGAAAAAAACAAUGGAAAAGACCAAUAGUUUAAUAUCAGAUAUAUUGAAGAAAGAGCCUUGUUUGGCAUCUGAAUGUAAAAGUGAAAACUUGGAGAAUAUUGACCCUGAUGGUUUGAUAUAUUUUGAGAAUCUCAUGGACGAAUCAUCUCUAUCAACCAGUUUGAAAAUUUUAGAGCAAGAUUAUAAUGAUGCUACUCGUAAUAAAGGUGAGCUGGAUGAGAGAGUGUUUAUUAAUGAGGAGGACAGUAUACUUGGUUCGGGAAGCUUGUCUGGAGGUGCCAUAAAUAUAACUGGUACCAAGAGAAAAUUUGAUUCAAUGGCUUCUCCAGUGAAGACAGUUACAAGUCCACUUUCUCCUCAUCGAUCUUCAGCAUCUCAUGCAAAUGGUAUUCCUGGUGGUUCAAAGAUGGCAGCUACACCUGUAAGCACAGCGAUGACUACUGCCAAGUGGCUUAGAACUGUUAUUUGUCCACUUCCAUCAAGACCAUCGGCAGAGUUGGAGCGCUUCUUGAGAUCAUGCGAUAGGGAUGUAACUAGUGAUGUGACACGCAGGGCACAGAUAAUUUUGGAAGCUAUAUUUCCAAGCAGUAGUUUAGGAGAGCGCUGUGGAACUGGAAGCCUGCAGAGUGCUAAUUUGAUGGACAAUAUAUGGGCAGAACAACGAAGACUGGAAGCCCUCAAGUUAUAUUAUAGGGUUUUAGAAGCAAUGUGUACAGCUGAAGCCCAAGUGUUGCAUGCCACAAAUUUGACCUCUCUAUUGACUAAUGAGAGGUUCCAUAGAUGUAUGCUUGCCUGUUCUGCUGAACUGGUUCUGGCCACACAUAAGACUGUCACAAUGUUGUUUCCUGCAGUUUUAGAGAGAACUGGCAUCACAGCAUUUGACCUUAGCAAGGUGAUCGAAAGUUUUAUUAGACAUGAGGAAUCUCUCCCAAGAGAAUUGAGGCGGCAUUUGAAUUCUUUGGAGGAGCGACUUUUGGAGAGUAUGGUGUGGGAAAAGGGCUCAUCAAUGUAUAAUUCUUUGACAGUUGCUAGACCAGCUCUGUCUGCAGAGAUAAGUCGUCUUGGAUUGCUGGCUGAUCCAAUGCCGUCUCUUGAUGCAAUUGCCAUGCACAUUAAUUUCUCUUCUGUAGGAUUGCCUCCUGUGCCUUCUUUGCAGAAACAUGAGUUGUCACCAGGUCAGAAUGGUGAUAUCAGGUCCCCAAAGAGACCGUGUACAGACUAUCGGAGUGUGUUAGUGGAACGGAAUACCUUUACAUCACCAGUGAAGGAUCGGUUGCUGGCGCUCAAUAACCUUAAAUCAAAGUUUCUGCCUCCUCCUUUACAAUCUGCCUUUGCCAGCCCAACUCGGCCAAACCCAGGAGGUGGAGGAGAAACUUGUGCGGAAACUGGGAUUAAUAUAUUCUUCACCAAGAUUAAUAAACUGGCUGCAGUUAGAAUCAAUGGUAUGGUGGAGAGGUUACAAGUGUCACAGCAGAUAAGGGAGAGUGUAUACUGUCUUUUCCAGCAAAUUCUUAGUCAACGGACAUCUCUCUUCUUUAAUCGCCAUAUUGACCAGAUUAUCCUCUGCUGUUUCUAUGGAGUUGCAAAGAUUUCUCAACUGCCCCUGACCUUCAAGGAAAUCAUUUACAACUAUAGGAAACAACCACAAUGUAAACCACAAGUUUUUCGCAGUGUGUUUAUUGACUGUUCAUCUGCACGCCAGAAUGGGAGAACCGAGCCGGAUCAUGUUGAUAUUAUAACAUUUUACAACAAAAUAUUUGUUCCUGCCGUAAAGCCUCUGCUGGUGGAACUUGGACCUGCCGGAACAAACAUGAGAACUAACCGUGUUUCUGAAGUGAACCAUAAUAGUGAUGGUCAAUGCCCUGGAUCACCUAAAGUAUCUCCUUUUCCAACCCUUCCUGAUAUGUCCCCUAAGAAAGUAUCUGCAGUACACAAUGUAUAUGUUUCUCCAUUACGGACGUCCAAGAUGGAUGCUUUGAUCUCACAUAGCUCGAAAAGCUAUUAUGCUUGUGUUGGAGAAAGCACUCAUGCUUACCAGAGCCCUUCAAAAGAUCUAACGGACAUUAAUAACCGCUUGAAUGGCACCCGAAAGAUCAGAGGCACACUAAACUUUGACGAGGAUGUUGGGUUAGUUAGUGAUUCUAUGGUGGCCAACAGCCUCUACAUUCAAAAUGGGAGUUGUGCGUCGUCAUCAGGUGCACUGUUGAAAUCCGAGCAACCUGAUUCAUAAAUUAGUGUUCGCAUACUGACAUGUUUGUAUAUUCGAGUCUCUUGAUUCAUCCUAUAAUUAAUUUAUACUUGAGUUUGAUGACAUGGGUAUUGCAUGAGCGGUGAGUUGUUGUAGAAUAGCCGCCAUCAUUCCCACUUUGCUUAUCAAUCUUGUAUGAACUCAAAGAAACGAAGUUUCCUCUAAUUAGUCCAAUAAAAUUUGGCUUUUGUGGCUGGU